This is a messenger RNA of Ectocarpus siliculosus, 956 nucleotides long. Lineage: Eukaryota; Phaeophyceae; Ectocarpales; Ectocarpaceae. The record is from the annotation of a GenBank genome assembly.
UCACCAUAGGCUGCACGUUCGGCUGGGGUACACGGGCAAAGCCACCCAACAUGCUUAAUGCUGUAUUAGUGUUCUGUGCAGUCGUGCUGCUGUUCGUGUACUUGCUGGUCAAGAAUUACGACGACGACUCCGUGAUCAGCAGCAGCACAGCAGAGGAAGGCAGAAAAACCAAAGACUGGUCCAAGCGGAGGAAAAGGAAGGGUAAAGCAGCAGCAGCCAAGAAGAGCAAGGCCCUGCCUGCUGCUGCCGGCGAUGCAGCACCAGGCCGCGCUGGCGAGGACGGAUCUUCUCAGAAUCGGCGCGCCAAGCACCAACUGGACGCGCAGGAGUGGCCUACCCUAGGAGAAACCCCCCAACACGAGGCUCAGGAGGAGGAGGAGGAAGAAGAAGAGGACCUCGCUGCCCUCCACGCCGAAAUGCUCAAGGCUGCAAGAAGUCACGCCGGCGGUAGUAGCAGCAGUGACAACAAGGGCAUGGCCGGGAAAGCAAUGGCAGCAGGGGAUGGCCGAGAGAGUGCCCGUCGAAAUAGCGGGCGAAUCGGCGUGGGGGAUAGGGUGGAGGGUCGGUUUGAGGCGGGCGCGGAGUGGUUUCCUGCCGUCGUCACCAAGUUGUUGCACGGAGGCUUCGUAAAUCUGUUGUACGACGACGGCGAGAGAGAGACAAGGGUACCCCUCGCCCUCGUACGACACCGCGGCGCGACGGCGGCAAUGACAAUGGACUCCGACUCAGGCGACAGCAGCGAUGAAGGGGCAGAGGCGCCCCGUCUACCCACGGCCAAGCAACGCUCAAAGCAAGCCGAUGGAUGGGAGGUGAUGGUUCAAAAGCCAAAGAAGACGCGAGUGGAGCGUGUGGAGUCGCGCAUCGAGGCAAAUUCCAACCUGAAGAACAGGUUGAAACGGCAAAAGAAGCGCGAAAAGGAACUCGCCGCGAGAGAGGCGUUGCGGAAAAAGCUCUAG